This is a messenger RNA of Patella vulgata (common limpet), 986 nucleotides long. Its product is annotated as 3-oxoacyl-[acyl-carrier-protein] reductase FabG. The transcript is spliced from 9 exons. Gene Ontology annotation, molecular function: oxidoreductase activity. The record is from RefSeq and is a predicted model, not a curated record. NCBI's taxonomy places the organism in Eukaryota, Metazoa, Mollusca, Gastropoda, Patellidae. Bases 49 to 837 code for a protein of 262 amino acids.
GUCUCCCAUUAAAUUCUAGGUCAAGUUCUUUUCGUUGAUAACACAAAUAUGGCUGAGUUAGGUAGUGUAGCCGGUAAAGUUGUCCUUAUAACAGGUGCCAGUUCGGGUAUAGGUGAAGGUACAGCGUUAUAUUUAGCUAGAGCAAAAUGUCGCCUGUCCCUCACUGGUAGAAAAUUGGAAAGAUUGCAAGAGGUCAGCAAAAAAUGUCAGGAACUCGGAUUACCUGAAAAAGACAUAUUUAUCAUAGUAGGCGAUAUGGAGAAAGAUGGCGAUAUAAAGAAUAUAUUAGAUAAAACAGUUGAAUAUUUUGGGAAGUUGGAUUCCUUGGUUAAUAAUGCUGGAGGUGGAACCUAUGUUAAAACAAUGGACACAUCAUUAGCUGUAUUCGAUAAUACAAUGGCAGUUAACGUACGAGCUCCAUUUUACCUGACCCAACUCGCAGUUCCUUAUUUAAUUAAAACUCAAGGCAGUAUUAUAAAUAUAUCAAGCAUAUCAGGCCAGAGAGCGUUUCAGGGAGCCACGGCCUAUUGUAUGAGCAAAGCAGCACUCGACCAUUUUUCUAGAAUUUUAGCCAUGGAACUAGCUAAAGAUAAAGUACGAGUUAAUAUAGUCAGUCCAGGCGUUAUUAUAACAGAUUUCCAGAAGAGAGCUGGUAUGAGUGAUGAGAGAUACGUAACGUAUUUGCAGGAACAAGAUCGCCUACAACCAUUAGGUGGCCCUGGAACACCGGAACAAGUAGCCAAGAUUAUCAAGUUCCUGAUAUCAGAUGAGUCAGGUUUCGUUACUGGAGAAAAUAUCCAUGCUGAUGGUGGAAGACAUGUUUUAGCUCCCCAAUAAACAACCUUGGUUGAAAACCUUACUGAUAUUUCCAAUAAAAACAUAUGAUUAGUACGAUAUAUAAACUUGAUUUCUAUAAUAACAUUAUGAUUAUAAUGUUCACAAUAGCUAUUGCUAAUGGCGGAAGAAAUGCUUUAGCCCCCCCCCCC